CGAGUCUGUAGAGGGGGGAUGGAUAGUUGGCAGGAUGUCGUCUCGGGCGCAGCGCAGUGGGUUUUCUGAAGGCUGCGGCGCGUGCCGCAUGCCAACACCGGCGGUGACCUCGUACGACCCUAUUAAAACAAGAUACACCGUCAAUCCCACGUAGUCACCAGAAGACGCCAUGAGGUUCAUCUACACGUGUUUGUGCUUCGCCUCCGUGCUGAAGAUCGUUCUGCCGGCGCCGGCGAACGGUUUCGUGUUCCCGGAUGAACGGAGACGGGAGAAGAAGCUGGAGCCAGUGAUCACUCCGCCUGUUCUGCCAGUUUUGGAACAUUUGGAGCGUGAUCCGAGUACUCUGCUGCCUCAUGAGAGACGUGCUCCGGGACCUGGUCCAGUGAAGCCGAGAUUUGGCUUUGGUGGAGGUUUCAAUGUGGCUCCUUCAGGGACUGGAGGCCUGACAGCGAGUGUGAGCAGCAGUGCGAAUGGUUUGGGCGGCAGUCAGUCCGCGUCCCAGUCGUUUUCGUUCGGGUUCAAUGAAGGGUUCAGCGCAUCGCACUCCGCCAGCCAAGCGUCGUCGUUCAAUGGAUUCGGAAGCGGCUUCAGCGGCAGUCAAGCAAGCAGCCAAGCGGCUUCAUUCAGCGGCUCUGGUCUGUCAGCGUCAGGAGCUACUUCAUCUGCUUCGGCCCUCGGAGGCGGAUUCGGAGGUGGAAGCCAAAGCCAGAGUGCAUCCUCAGCUUUUGGUUUCAACUCUUUGAAUGGAUUCCAACAACAACCUUAUUUCGGCGACGGCCUAUUGGAUGUCAGACACAGGGGCAUCCCUAACUUCCCCUUUCCCCCCGAUUUUGUGGGCAGAAGUAAGGGGGUAGGUGCAGCAGCAUUCCGAAGUGGAAAAGCUGGUCCUUCAUCAAGAAAUAAUAAUGAUUUCUUGGCGGUUCUAGUCUCCGAUUAAUUGACACUAGAUGGUAAUAUAGAUAGAUAGUAAUAUAUCGAUCAAAUCUUAUAUCGAGACUUUAGGUAAUCUAUACUUUGUUAUUAUGCCACUUACCGCCGUACUCGGAGUCAUUUAAUGGUUAUUUAACCCUGUCCUUAGUAACUGUUUUCGAUCCAAAAUCCUUUAAGUAAACAUUAAAUGUCUCUGAGUGCGGCUGUUAGCGUCUGUUUCACCACCUUCAUAUACCUAAGUGUUUAGAUAAACUUAUGUAGCAGAUAGUUCAUACAAAAUACAACAUUAGAUCUGGUACUAUCGGCAAAGUUUACGAGAGUACACUUUUUCAACAAAAUUCUGUGGCAAAAUUGCUAUCCAUUCUGUUUUCCUUGUGGUCGCUCGCACCGAGUGCCUGUGAAUAUCUCAUAAUGAUGGUCAACCGCCAACUAUGUCGAUUGUACAUAGCGGCUAUCUAGACAUUUUACGCGCUAAGCGACUAACAGAUCAAGGAUAAACCACGAUUUACGAAUUUAAAAGUCAAUCGAAUGAAGUCUCGAUGAAGAGUGU
Molecule: messenger RNA, 1480 nt
Organism: Spodoptera frugiperda (fall armyworm)
Lineage: Eukaryota; Metazoa; Arthropoda; Insecta; Lepidoptera; Noctuidae
Product: ATP-dependent RNA helicase glh-1
Exons: 3
Coding region: 170-937 (255 amino acids)
Source: RefSeq, a predicted model, not a curated record